AGCUCCAGUAGAGGCAUCAAACCUGACAGAAGAAGAAGCAGCAGGAGGUUUCCGCUGGGAGUUAGGGCUGCUAAAGGAAAAGAAAGGAGACCAGCUAACGAUGCUGUCUGUAAAGGUCCUGCGUAGGUUACGACCUUGUGUUGCUCCUCAGUUUGUCAGGAACAGUCUGUCCGUGUUCCCGCACCGACCCUCGCCGUUGUCCUUGUCCUGUUUCAGCGGAGUGAAGCGGAACCAGCUGACGGUCAGAAAGCCGUCCGUGCUUCUGAACACGCCGCCGGCCCUCAGUGCAUCCACCCGUUUUCUGUCCACGGCCCCCCCCUCAGAGGAGGAAAACCUCAUCUAUACUGGCAGCCUGGGUUUAGCUGUGCGGGGGGUGAAGAUGUUCUCCUACAGCACCAGUGCAGCAAGCCUCUUCCUCAUGCCACAAAUACUCCUGAAAACUGGACUAGGGGUCCAGACCUUUGCCUUGCAGGUAGCUUACUGUGGAAUCAUUGGCUUCUUCACCUUCCUCACACCCGUCCUCCUUCACCUCAUCACCAAGGGUUACGUGAUCCGCCUGUACCACAACCCAGACAGAGACAUCUAUACAGCAGUCACGUACAGCGUGUUCCUCACCGAAAAAAAGAACGUGUUCCAUCAGAGCCAGGUGACGAUCCCGGCCGUCAGCAAGAUGUUCACUACUUUCUAUGCUGGCCAGGUGGGGCUCCUCGUAAACCCAGACAUGUUCCCCGUCCCCCACGACUACAAUCAUCUGAUGGGCUACGAUAAACCCUUCAGUUUCAGCACAGCUGACAUGGACCAACCCGACAAGAGCUGAGACUGUACCGUAAGCAGGCAGAGUGCAGGGUUGUGUAUCGAAUACACCCACAACUCCAGAGUGCACUGCUCGUAGUCUGUUUCUACCAGAGAGAAACACUGAUGGACAACAAUGCAACCAAAGCCAUGUUUCUGCUAGACUUCCAUGUUUCCAGUAUACUGAUGGUAAUUUAGUGUUAAUAAAUUCCAGUUUUAUUGUCCUGA
Archocentrus centrarchus (flier cichlid) is the source of this 1020-nucleotide messenger RNA. RefSeq names its product transmembrane protein 70 (gene tmem70). NCBI's taxonomy places the organism in Eukaryota, Metazoa, Chordata, Actinopteri, Cichliformes, Cichlidae. The coding region runs from base 101 to 817 and encodes 238 amino acids. Gene Ontology annotation, biological process: mitochondrial proton-transporting ATP synthase complex assembly. The transcript is spliced from 3 exons. Gene Ontology annotation, cellular component: mitochondrial membrane. The record is from RefSeq and is a predicted model, not a curated record.